AUGUCCGCCAAGGAACAGGCUCUUCUCUUAGACCCGCCGGGCGAAUUACGUUUCAGAGGGCCUUUCACAGAUGUAGUCACUGCAGAACUCAAACUGACCAACCCAACUGACAGGCGUAUCUGCUUCAAGGUCAAGACAACAGCACCAAAACGAUACUGUGUUCGUCCCAACAGUGGCAUUCUGGAGCCACACAACUCCAUAUCUGUGGCAGUAAUGCUUCAGCCAUUUGACUUUGAUCCACAAGAAAAAAACAAGCACAAAUUCAUGGUGCAGUCCAUGUUUGCUCCUGAAACUCUAGGCGAUAGUCCAGAUAAUCUGUGGAAGGAAGUAUUGCCAGAGAACCUCAUGGACACAAAACUCAAGUGUGUCUUUGAGAUGCCAGACUCAGUACACCAAACCAUCUCCCCACAGCUGAACAGGUCACAGGAUUCAGCCCCGCUGUCUUAUUCAGAGAGCACAUUUGAGGAUUCUUCCAGAAGAACAGAUUCUCCCAAGAGGCCAAGUGGGGUUACAUCGGAUGAUGCCAGGAAGCUGCAAGUAGAGCUGAAGACUGCCCAGGCAGAACUGUCUUACCUCAAGUCUGAGAACAGCAAGUUGAAGGAGGAGGGUCUGCGGUUGAGGAAACUGAACGUGCCUGGCACAGUGGCCUCCUCACACGCACACACAACAUCGGUGUCUGGUCAGCGAGCACAGAUCUUCCCCCCGGUGGUGUACAUGCUCGCUGCCAUCAUCAUUGGCUUGAUCAUCGGCAAGUUUUUACUUUGA
Messenger RNA from Candidula unifasciata, 765 nucleotides. The record is from the annotation of a GenBank genome assembly. Lineage: Eukaryota; Metazoa; Mollusca; Gastropoda; Stylommatophora; Geomitridae.